AUGAAUAUACCACUAGAGGACAAAAUUAGGGAACCAAUAUCCGUUACCGUAGACUAUGACAAAGCUGCGUGUGACGUCAGCAUGACGGUGGAGGCUCCCUCUGUCUUGUUCGGUGCCAGUCUCGUGAGUUUCGUGACAUUCAGCAUCGAUUUGCCCUCAAGUUUCCGUUACCAUGUCGAGGUUUACUUGGCGUUGACUCAAGCUCUGCUCAGGAUCAUUGAUCGCUUCUAG
Molecule: messenger RNA, 231 nt
Organism: Eruca vesicaria subsp. sativa (arugula)
Lineage: Eukaryota; Viridiplantae; Streptophyta; Magnoliopsida; Brassicales; Brassicaceae
Source: the annotation of a GenBank genome assembly